Messenger RNA from Cyprinodon variegatus (sheepshead minnow), 3886 nucleotides. RefSeq names its product tyrosine-protein phosphatase non-receptor type 1-like. Gene Ontology annotation, molecular function: protein tyrosine phosphatase activity. Gene Ontology annotation, biological process: protein dephosphorylation. The record is from RefSeq and is a predicted model, not a curated record. The transcript has 10 exons. The coding region runs from base 358 to 1662 and encodes 434 amino acids. Lineage: Eukaryota; Metazoa; Chordata; Actinopteri; Cyprinodontiformes; Cyprinodontidae.
AACCUUUCCACUUUAAAAACGUGGGCUUACGUGCGCGCUACCUAACAAACCGAACGCAUUUCUUUCGAGAAGCAAGAUGCCUCCGCGCGCCCUCGCAUAUCAGUCUUUUCCAUUGUUGUAAAAAUGUCAGCCAAGGACGGCAGCUACGAGGUGUAGGAGGAGCUAGCGGCGUGUUUCCGCUAAAGAACAGGCCAAGGCGGUGAUCUAUGCAGCCCUACUGUUAGCAGCCGGACAGUUGGGAGCUAACACAGGAAAUUGCUUAACUACGCUUUACUACGGCUUUAUCAGCGGAGGAGCCGCAGUUUUUAACUUCUGGGUUUGGGAACAAGAAGGUGCGGAAGCUGGACCGUAUAAACGAUGGAAGCCGAGUUCUGGGAAAUCGACGAAACUGGGAAUUGGAACUCCGUUUAUGAGGAGAUUCGCCAGCAGUCUUGUGAAUCACCCUGUAAGGUUGCCAAAUUUCCCGAAAACAAGAAUCGGAACCGUUACCGGGACGUCAGCCCCUUUGACCACAGCAGGAUAUGUCUGCAGCUUGGUUCAAAUGACUACAUUAAUGCCAGCCUUAUAACUGCAGAAGAGGCGCAGAGAAAAUAUAUUCUUACUCAGGGACCCCUUCCAAGUACAUGCGGUCAUUUCUGGGAGAUGGUGUGGGAGCAGCGGACCCGCGGUGUGGUGAUGCUGAACCGGGUCGUAGAGAAAGGCUCUAUUAAAUGUGCCCAAUAUUGGCCACACAAAGAGGAGAAAGACGCCAUCUUUGAAGAUACCAACUUCAAGGUCACUCUCGUCUCGGAGGACAUCAAGUCGUAUUACACGGUCCGUCAGCUGGAGCUGGAAAAUCUAUCUACUCAGGAGACCCGUGAAAUUUUACAUUUUCACUACACCACCUGGCCUGACUUUGGGGUGCCAGAGUCUCCCGCAUCCUUCCUCAACUUCCUCUUCAAGGUGCGAGAGUCGGGCUGUCUGAAUUCAGAGCACGGGCCUGUGGUGGUGCACUGCAGUGCCGGGAUUGGUCGUUCUGGGACCUUUUGUCUGGUGGACACCUGCCUUCUCUUGAUGUCGCUCCGCAAAGACCCGUCUUCAGUACGAAUUCGUGACGUGCUGCUGGAGAUGCGGCGUUACCGAAUGGGUUUGAUUCAAACUGCAGAUCAGCUUCGCUUCUCCUACCUGGCCGUCAUUGAAGGUGCCAAGUACAUCAAAGGAGACACGUCUCUCCAGGAGUCAUGGAAAGAGCUCUCUAAAGAGGAAGACGAUCCUCCAGAGUUCACCCCGCCCCCUCCUGUUCCUCCUCCCAGGGACCCUCACAACGGCAGGAUGCAGCCAACUUUUUUCCCAGAUAAUGUAGACGUCAUCCGUUGUGUGGAAAUUCCCAAACAGGGGUCUUCACACGACACAGAGCUGCGAAAAAGAAACCUAGCUGCUCCGGAGCGUCCUCCUGAAGGAGGGGAUCUGCCACACGGGCAUGUGGGAGUGCAGGAUCUGACCUCAGGCACUCUGAACAAAUCCCAGCAUCAAGAGGCGACGGAGGAGAAGUCUGAGGGAGCGGAGCAGCCAAAGGGGGGCUGUCCUGCGCCGGGGCUUUGGCCCCCUCUUACAGCCCACGUGUGCCUGUGCACGGCGCUGGCUCUCAGUGCUUAUGUCUGCUAUCGCGUCUAUUUCCACUGAUGUCUGUCCUUCCUCCUUCCUUUCUUUUUUUUUUUUUUUCUGGAUAUCUAUGAUGUCGCAAAGCGCACGUGGCUGGCAGGUCGACCUGCUUCGACUCUGAGGGUCGGUCGGUGAUGCUUUGGCGCUCGGCUGAUUCAGGUUCACCUGUGAUAACGCUGUAAAUGGUCAGCUGCCUCUUUACCCAAACUUUCUUUGUGUUUAUGCCAUCUCCAAACGCUCAGGGCCUUGGGUUCUUUUUUUUUUUGUCUUUUCUCUAAGGUGCCACAUCCCAAACACGUGCGCGCCGACCCAAACAGACUCACCAUAAAACAUACGUUGCUCUGCUGAGGUGAAAGGGUUUGCACUGGGACUGCUGGCCUGAACACCUGGGACCAGUGACCUCUGACCUCUGCCUAAUUUACAUGCAUCUUCUUUCUUAUUUACCAAAAUGACACCUUUGAAUGUUGUUCCAUUUUUUUUUUUAUCCUAAACUCGAUUAAUUGAGCAGACUGAUGAUGAUGUUUUGAUUAAGCUGGACUGAAAAACACGUCACUAAAAAAGAAGCUUUGUUUAAACAAAGUUCUGAAGACUACAAAGAAUCCAGUUUGCUCCCAGUAGAUAAAUGAAAGUGUGGGUUUCCAACGAUAUCUACACACUAGUUGUCUCUGCUAGGCAGGUUUAGUGUGCUCUUUUUAUUUUCUUGAACCGUUGACGCAACAUUUACCGUAAGUUUAACGGGAUGCUGACUGGUAGCUCCUUGUUAAUGCCUGAAGCAGCGGCAGGGGUACGGCGACGUGUCUCCUCUAGGAUCGGCUUUAUCCUGCGAUGGAAGACGACACAGCUUUAGAUGCUUUACAGUAGAUUUUAUACCCAUACCUGGGGAUAUUCAAUAUGGUAAACGAGUAAAAAGUUCAGAGAGCAAAGUAGCACUCACCCAACUGUUUUCCAGCAAUAAUAAAAAUAAUAACUCAGUUGUGUAAUGUCCUUUACACGUGCAUCUCUUAGAUAAAAUAUCAAAAUGUUCACUUCGGUUAAUGGAUUCAUAAAGCGAAGUAAUAUGGAUUCCUCACACACAGCGAUAUUUUCCAACUGUUCCUUCCUAGUUAUUUUUAUACCAUUAUAGCUUACAGACCAAUAAAAAAGGAAAAAUUUAGAUAAUCAGAUUACAAAGAGACUAAAGAUGAUUUUAAGAAUAGAAAUGAAAAAAGCUUUUCAUGUUGGAGCCCAACGCCUGUUUCUGCCUGUGUGCCGUGGCUCUUAAAGCUCCUGCAGCGGCAGUCAUUAAUUAUUAAUUAAACUGUAUUGACCUCAAAUUGGAGAAAUGUACCUCUAGAUGUAACCCUCCCUCUUUAGGAGCAGCGGGCGGCCAUCCUGGGGCAAAGCUGCACCUUUUUCUACCACAGUUUAUCCUUUCACCUAACUUUCCCUCCAUAAAUACACUGUUUUGGGGCUAACCAGUAACUUUACAAGACAGCAAAUAUUCCUUUGUGUAGUCCUUACUUAACACUUCUGUGUUAAAAAUCCUUUUUUUAAUUUGUCUAAUAUAAUAUUCUGAGAAUUUUGAGUCAUUAACUCCAAAGUCAUACUCCCCAGAAGACAACAGAAGGGGAUAUUUGGGAAAUAUCGUUCUGUGUGCAAUGAAUCAGUAUAGUUUCACUUUGUGAGAUGAAUCACUGAAAUGAUUGAACUUUGCAUUGAUAUUCUAAUUUAUUGAGAGGUGCGUGUGGGUCUCUGAGGUAGAGUGUGGGACCAGGGAUUAUUGAAACUAACCAAAAAAAAUCAAAUAAACCAAACACCAGCACAGGGAUGAAAACGAUGCACUGUUCUGAUUAGUCGUUGUGUCAUGGUGUGAGCCUGAGCUGGCCGUGUUCUUCUGUAUGAUUGGUGUUUUUUUUUGUGUAAAGCAUGCUGCGUUUGUGACUCGACAGGUUUGUCCAAAUAAGAGAUUAGUUAAGCUGCUACCCUUCGUUUUGGGACGAAACAGAGUUCAACACUUUGUCUGACAGCUGUACCUUUCUUUAGAAUGUAUGAACGUCGUCUCCACAGGACGCAUCCUUAUUAAAUUUAUACAUAAGUAUAUAUAUAUAUAAAUAUAUAUAUAUAUAUAUAUAUUUCAGAUCAGGUUUUAGUGUGCCGAGUUCUUUUUCUGCUUUAACAGAUUAAACCUCAGCACUUGUGCAGUAAAUGCACCAUGUUUUCCCAUUUUCUAUACGUAUGCUGAGCUUAGAAGCGUAUUUUUUUAUUU